Capronia epimyces CBS 606.96 is the source of this 1572-nucleotide messenger RNA. RefSeq lists its product as uncharacterized. Gene Ontology annotation, cellular component: cytoplasm. The record is from RefSeq and is a predicted model, not a curated record. Gene Ontology annotation, molecular function: adenylate cyclase binding; actin binding. NCBI's taxonomy places the organism in Eukaryota, Fungi, Ascomycota, Eurotiomycetes, Chaetothyriales, Herpotrichiellaceae. The coding region runs from base 1 to 1572 and encodes 523 amino acids. Gene Ontology annotation, biological process: regulation of adenylate cyclase activity; cytoskeleton organization. The transcript has 4 exons.
AUGACGAAUCAAAACAAUAUGAACAAUUUGACAACCCUCAUCAAAAGACUCGAAGCUGCCACUUCACGACUUGAAGACAUUGCCACUUCGAUAGACGGGCCUGGCACCACCACCACAAACGGACUGGUUGGUGCUGUGGUCACUCCGUCCGCUACUGCUGCUACCCCUGAACCGGUCGCUCCUCCGCCUGAGCCUCUCCCCAAGUCCGUGGAAGCCUUUGACAAGAUCAUUGAGGAGGACCUGUCCGCCUUCGUGAAGGCUGCCGAGAAGAUCGGAGGCCUUGUGGAAGAACAGGCCAAAGCCGCCGACGAUGCAUUUAAAGCCGAACGGACCUACCUACUCGUGGCCACGAAAGCCAAAAAGCCCGAUCCACAGCCCCCGGAACUCAUGACCGAGCUUCAUCGGUACACCUCGGCCGUCGAUGAGAUUCGAGAGGCCAAUCGUCCAUCUCCCCUGUUUGUCCAUCUGAGCGCCGUGUCCGAAGGCAUUGUCGCCUUAGGGUGGAUCGUGGAGAAGAGACCGGGGGAUUUCGUGACGGAUACCCUGGGAGGAGCCCAGUACUAUGGCAAUAAGAUCCUGAAAGAAUACAAGGAGAAGGACCGAACUCAUGUGGAGUACAUCCAAGCCUACUACAAGAUAUUCCGCUCGCUCGCUUCAUAUGUAAAAGAAUACUUCCCCACCGGUCUCACAUGGAACAACAAGGACGGCAUCGAUGCUGUUGAAGCCCUCAAGCAGGUGCAAUCCGGUUCGGGCACUGCCAAAGCAGCAGGGCCUCCGCCCCCUCCUCCACCUCCGCCUUUGCCGAAGUUUGACGACGAUGACGCUCCUGCCCCUCCGCUUCCGCCCGCCGGCGGUGCUGGGCAAGCCGGUGACAUGUCGGCUGUUUUCAACCAACUGAAUCAAGGAUCGGCCGUCACGGCGGGGUUGAGAAAAGUCGACAAGUCGGAGAUGACCCACAAGAAUCCGUCUUUGCGAACAGGGUCGAAAGUGCCUCAACGGUCCUCGUCCCAGACUUCGGUGUCGUCCGCCGGACGUGGCAAAUCACCGUUGCCAAACAAGAAACCCGACAGCAUGCGGGCCAAGAAGCCCGGUCGAAAAGAACUGGACGGCACCAAAUGGAUUGUUGAGAAUUUCGAAAACACCCAAUCGGAAGUGAUUGAGAUCAACGCGGAACUCAACCAGAGCAUCCUGAUCUCGAAAUGCAACAAGUGUGUACUGAAGGUCAACGGCAAGGCCAAUGCUAUCUCCAUCGACAACUCGGCUGGAUUGUCGAUCCUGAUCGAUUCGCUUGUGUCGAGUUUGGAUGUCAUCAAAGCCACCAAAUUCCAAGUGCAGGUCGACGGCGUUGUGCCGACCAUUCUGCUGGAUCAAGUGGACGGUGCGCAGAUCUACCUGUCCAACAAAAGUCUAGGAACCGAAAUGUUCACCAGCAAAAGCAGUGCAGUCAACGUGGUGUUGCCUCCGAAAGACGACGCGGACGACGACAGCAAGGAGAUAGCAUUCCCUGAACAAAUCCGGAGUGUGAUCAAGAACGGCAGUCUUGUCAGCGAGAUUGUUGAGCAUGCCGGUUGA